Messenger RNA from Panicum virgatum (switchgrass), 2729 nucleotides. Its product is annotated as protein ACCELERATED CELL DEATH 6-like. The coding region runs from base 275 to 2614 and encodes 779 amino acids. The transcript has 3 exons. Gene Ontology annotation, molecular function: protein phosphatase 1 binding; protein phosphatase regulator activity. NCBI's taxonomy places the organism in Eukaryota, Viridiplantae, Streptophyta, Magnoliopsida, Poales, Poaceae. Gene Ontology annotation, cellular component: plasma membrane. The record is from RefSeq and is a predicted model, not a curated record.
UAACCGGUUUGACUGGUUCGCCCCACCGGUCUGAUCGGUCGGCAUAGGAUUCCGUCGAAGUGAUCAUUUUGAUGAUCUUUCACACGUUCUAGUGCAUCCGAGUGUGUUUGGCGCAAUUCUAUCUCAACAGGACUAUUAUAAAGCAGCAUGGACUAAACACAGCCAACGAUCGACGACUGCAUGGAGUACCAACAUACCAAUGGAGAGAUUCCGAGGUAUCAUCAGUUCAUCACUCCACAGAACUUGUUGCUAGUCUGCUAGAUAGUGGUGGUCGAUGGCGGACGUAGCCGCAAACCAAGCGGACCAAGCUGCCGCUGCUGCUGCUCCCACCACGACGGCUUCCGCGGCACCAGACAUCAAUGCACGGCCGCCCGUGCUACAUCCCCAGCUGUUCGUGGCUGCUCGCCGCGGCGACAUCGAGGGGCUAAAGGAGCUGCUGCUGCUGCGGAACGAUGGCGACCAGCAAGGAGGCCCUGCCGCGGCCACAGCGACGACGACGGCGCAAGUCGUCCUGGAAGUUGAUCGCCCCCCCGCUGCAGCUCCGUUGCUGCAUCUUCUUGAUGGGGUGACCCGCAACGAAGGGGACUCCCUGCUCCACGUCGUUGCAGCCUGCGGCAACGGCGAAAACUUCCUCGACUGCGCCAAGAUGAUUUGCCAAGGCAGAAGCGGCUUCCUGGUCGCGCGCAACAACAGGGGCGACACGCCCUUGCACUGCGCCGCUAGCGCUGGGAACGAGGGCAUGAUCUCCUGCAUCAUGGCGCUCGCGGCGGCCGGCGACGAGACGACGGUCACGGAGUUCCUGAGGAUGCGGAAUAAGUGUGGGGAGACUGCCCUGCACCAGGCGGUGCGCGCUGGCAGCAAGGACUCCAUGGACAAGCUCAUGUCCGUGGAUCCAGAGCUGGCCGCUGUUCCAAGUGAGGCUGACGAGGGGAACACAACUUCGCCGUUGUACCUGGCCAUUUCAUUGGGGAAGGAGGAUAUUGCAGAGCAUCUAAUCCAGAAAAGCAACGGCAGGCUUUCCUGCUCCGGACCACACAGGCGAAACGUUUUGCAUGCAGCUGUAACUCGCAGAAAAGCGCUGCCAAUGCUUUUGGAAUUAUUCAAGGACGUGACGGUCCAAGUGCAACAAGGGGCUAGGUCAGUGAGCACUGUACCCCUUCUCUGGCAGCUGACUAUGCAACGUGACAUUGACGGGAGCACCCCUCUUCACUUGGCUGCAUCACUGGAUUGGUGGCCCGAAUCUUGGGUUGUCUCCGAAAGGUUCAAACACAUUUGGCCAUGGUCAAAAUCUACAGCCACACUGCUACUAGAUGCCAACAGUUGUUCGGCAUAUCAACCGGACAAUAAAGGGUUGUAUCCCAUACAUAUUGCUGCCUGGGCUGAUAACCUCGACGUCACCAAGGUCCUGCUUGAGAGGUGUCCGGACUGCGCCACUCUGCGAGAUGGCAAAGGAAGAACAUUCCUCCAUGUUGCUGCCGGGCGACGACGGGCUACGCAUCACAAAGUGGCUUACUAUGUGUGUCGACAGAUGGAGCAUCCAUUGGUUCUAAAUAUGCAGGACAACGACGGGGACACCGCGCUUCACCAUGCCAUCCAUGUGGGAAAUCUGGUAGUCUUUAACUGUCUGAUUCGGAAUACAAAGGUGGAUCUUAGUAUAGCAAAUAAGGAUGAGCUGACACCUCUCGAUCUUUCGUGGGCUAAGCUUCCUCGAAGUUUACAUUAUCGAUCGCAUCCAAGAGCUGUAAUAUCGAGGACAUUACUAGUGGUGGGAGCUCCAGCUGGGGGAAGUCGUUCUGACCUCUUCCGCGAGAAAUAUAUUGGCGAAAGAGAUGAGAAAAAAAAGUCAGAGGAUGUGGCAAAAACAACAGAGGCCAUGGGCAUUGUCUCUGUGCUUAUUGCGACUGUGACAUUUGCAUCAGCUUUCACAUUGCCUGGAGGUUACUAUCAAUCAGCAAGCGACGGUGGUGUGCCUGGGACGCCAAUUCUCGCUGGGAGCUAUGCGUUCAAUGCGUUUAUUGUCGCCGAUGCAUUGGCAUUCAUCUGUUCAUGUUUGGCUACCUUCAGUCUGGUCUUUGCCGGGGUGCCUGCCAUGGAGCUCUCUGCACGCCAUAGGCAUACCAACAUUUCUCUGCAGUUGCUGUAUGCUUCAGGAGGAAGCUUGAUGGCCUCUUUUGCCUUGGGGUUAUACCUGGUGCUGGCACCAACUGCUGCUCAUGCCACAGCAAUCACGGUCUGUGUGUUUAGUUCUGGAGCUUUGGUCUUCGGAAACAUGGAAGCUUGGCAGUUGCUGCGCGGGGUAAACACGGCCCGUGCCAGGUUAGGAAUACGAAGACUGCUUGCAACUUGGUGUGAUUUAGCCUCGGCCACCGGUGUUAGUUUGUUGUUUCCCUUCGCUUCGUUGAUAGUAAUAUUCGGUCUCCCAGCAAUAACCGGCACUCGGAACAAGCUCUCCAGUCUCUAUGCAGUAGGCGCGGUUAUUUUUGGUUUACAAAGCUUAGGCCUUCUCACGGGACCUCCACUUAUUCGAUUGAUGAUACAGAGAUGGAAAUAUUAUAAAACGAAUGGAGGUUUGGUAAAAUAUUUGGAAGACUUUCCUGACUUGUGUAAACUAUAGUCCCAGUUACUUUUAUUUCUGAUUUGGGAAGCUCACCGUUGUAUCUGAGAAGGAAGGAAUUUAAAAGAUCAAAUUUUGUGGAUUGAAGGGUAUAUAUUCACUCUGUUCGCUUGGC